Molecule: messenger RNA, 3570 nt
Organism: Lytechinus variegatus (green sea urchin)
Lineage: Eukaryota; Metazoa; Echinodermata; Echinoidea; Temnopleuroida; Toxopneustidae
Exons: 7
Coding region: 152-964 (270 amino acids)
Source: RefSeq, a predicted model, not a curated record
CUAUAUAUUACCCAAAGAGCUUGUGCGCAUAGGCAUAAUACAGAGGUUGGAGUAUAUCAGCUCGUUUGCUUUCCAAAUUCAAAUUGUAAAUAAAAGGAGGAUAUAUUGUUGAAUUCAUAUCUGGUGAACUGACUUCAUCUACAAGUUCAACAUGGCUGCCCCACCCGAUUACAACCAACAGAAUGCCGCUUAUCCACCUCCAGGGUCAUACCCGCAAGGUCAACCGGCAUACCCGCAAGGUCAACCGGCAUACCCACAAGGUCAACCGGUGGCAUACCCUCAAGGUCAACCAGGGGUAGUCUAUCCGCCCGGUCAGCAAGUCGUGGUUACCCAAGGGGCGCCAGCUACUACGCACGUGUACCAUACUGGUUCUAACCAAGGAUGUUGCGGCAUGGAUACCGCCGAACACUUCAGCGGGAAAGCCGGACUGGUCACCGGAGUGAUUCAUCUCAUUGUUGCUAUCUUAUCUAUCAUACUCGGUGGAGUUGCGUACGCUUUUCCUGUGAUUCAAAUCGGUUACGGAAUCUGGUCUGCUAUCCUUUUCAUUAUCCCGACCGGAAUUUUGGGAGUAGUGAGCAAGAGCAAGCAAUCCUGCGUUAUCAUCGGAUACAUGAUCAUGGGCAUCUUAUGUAGUUGGAUAGCAAUUGGAAUGCUAGCUUACGAAGCCUUUGUGUCGGCUGUUCUGUCGUACUAUACAAGUUGCUACUACAGUUUCAUUGGGUUCGAUUCCACCUACAUCUGCAACUACGAACGUUCAUAUGGUGCCCUUGCUGUCCAUGCCAUUCUCGCUGUGCUAGCCCUGAUCGAGUUCAUCAAUGCUAUUGUGGGUGCUGCUUACUGCUGCGGUGGACACCCGUGCUGCUGUGGCAAGUCCUCGUCCGCCCCAGGCACUACUACCACGGUCCAAUACGGCCAAGCUCAGCCAAUGACGGUGACUUCUCAAAAAUACGCUCCAGGUCCAUAGAUGCCGUCAAUAUGACGUCAUACAUGACGACAUAGAUUCAGUAUAUGAUCAUUUGUAUCACUGAUCAAAAUUUCGUGAUAUGUUCUUUAUUCAAAGGCGGAGGUGUCAUUCUGUAUGUGGUGGCGGGUAUCAGAAAAAAGGUACUUAUUAUAUAGCUAAAAUCUGAUAGUGUAAAUUUCUUUAAAUACAUAAACAUAUUGCUGAAUUAUUUUCUUAUUGCGAGGCUUGAACUGAUAUAAUUGUCUUCUUUGAUGCAUUUACAUUUUUUGUAAUAAAAAAAAUUACAAUCGCGCAUUUUUUCCCAGUCAUAACAAAAAUAACAUCGAAGUCUAUUUUUUAAAUACCUGAAGCCAAUACUUUUAAUGCGAAGACUAAGGCUUUUGAAUGUCAAUUUAAAGAAGAUGAUUCAUUUACACUACGUAUCAAAAAUAGUCUUGCAAAUACAUGUAUCUUUAUAAUAAAUCAAAAUUAUCCGAUGUAGUAGUGUUUCAAUCUUUGUUUUUGUAUUCUUCAUGCUUAGUUUUUAUUUUUGUAUAUACGAAUAUUACCCAUGGUAACAAUGGUAUUGCAGAUUUGAUUUAUCUGAAAAUACAUUUUCAUUAUAUCGUGUGAGUAAAACAAAAAUUGACACCUUACAUAUCCUCAAAAUAUGUCAUGAACGCAUUAUUGCUGGAAAGAAUAUCUUCUCCCAAAUAAUUUGAUAACAUAUUUAUGUGGUAUUUCCUCACGCUUUGAUAAUCAGUAGGUAUUGUUUGCAGUGAUGUCAAUUUUGACUUGCGCCAAAGUAAAGCACGACUGCAAUGAAUGAAACCAGAUGCCAAAACCCGUCAUGAGUUAGAACUACAUAUUUUGUUAAUCCAUUUUGAAAGAAAUUAACUUGGGAAUCGAUACUAAAAUGUGUUUAUUUAACAAUUAUAAUGUAAAUUGCUGAGAAGAUGUGUUGAAAUGGAUUUCAAUGCAACACUUGUAGGAUUAUGACAUCAUUGACAUCUGGAUUCAUUCAUUGUAGUCAUGCCGUAAUUUGGCACAAAUCAAAAUCUAUAUCACUGCAAAAAAUACCUCCAGGUCAUCCAAACGUUAACAUGUACCACAUAAAUAUGGGAUGAUAUUAUUUUGGAGAACAUGCUCUUUAAAGCCACUAUAUAAUAAUUAUGUGUUCACGACAUUUUUUUCCUUAAAUCUGGGGUAUUUGUGAGAUGUGAAGAUUUUUUUUUACUUACAUGGUAUAAAAUUAAUGAGAUUAUAAUGCCCAUGCAAAGAUAAUAUUGUCUGUGCUUUCUGAUAUGAAUUAAUAUAGGCCGAUACAAAAUCUUCAGAUAUACUCACAUAUUCAUAAUUUUUAUGAUAUAUUAUAUUUAGCGUCUGGUAGUAUGUUCCUAAAAUAAUGAUGCACAUACUGCAUCAAAUGGCUGAAAUGUAUGAGUUUACGUACACGGAUUCAUUAGUUAAAGAAGAAAAUAGCAAAAUUGAAAAUACUGAUACACAAAACGUAUAUAGGUAUAAGGAAUGUAUCACAAAGACGUCAACGAUAUUUUGAUGAUAGUAAUGAAAUGUACAUGUAUAUAUAUAGGUCAUUAGUUCGAGUAAAAGGAUAUUUCAGGAUUAUGAUUAUCAUCCUGAUGGUUAUUGCUUUCAUAAGUCUAUGGGACUAAGCUGAUUGUGAUGGUGCACUUACGUAUAUUCAGUACUUUUAUUGAGCAAGCUUCUAAAUUCAGCUUUUAGUAAUGCAUUUUGAAAGAUACUGGCACAUUAAUCCAUGCUUGAUACUAGAAAUUAAAAAAAAAAGCAGAAAAGGAAUAUUACCAAAAGUUUUAUUUACGUCUUAGUAAUGUCUCUGGUUAUGAUUCAUGUUUCACAUUUAAACACAUGACAGCUAAAAACACAUAUUAUUUAUGAGUUAUAUCAUAUCAUUUGUGUGUUGUGGGUUAUGUUACCCAGAGUUGCCAAUUUGACUAUGGAACUUCCAGAAAUUAAGAGAUUUGUAGAGAAUUUAAGCAUUUUUAUCACCAAUGUAUGAAUUAUGAUAUAGAUGCUGAGAAUUUCGUAGUUGUUUUCCGGGAAAGAUUGCAAUUUGGUCUACUUUAUCUAUACUUUCCACUUGGUCUCAUCUAUUAACUACCACUUUGUCUAAUUGCCAAUUUAACCCAUAUACCAUUUGGUCUAAUUUCUAAUUGGCUUUACCCAUCUUGUCUAAUGUCCUCUUGUCUUAGAGCGACACCACGAGUCUAGUCAAUUAGCUUGUUCAUGAACCAAAAAUGUUUCUUUGACAAAUUGCGUGCAAAAUGAUAAGUAGACUAAGCAUGCACUGGACCAACUGGGUAUUAGACCAUGCAGGAUUAGACUAAAUGGAAGAUAGACCAACCGUCGUGUAGACCAAAUGACAAUUAGACAAUAAAAUCAGUAGACCAAGUGCAUACAAACAAAUUUCACACAAAUUAUCAAUAUUUCUGGAUUAGGGAGUCUGGGUCAUUUUGCAUUACCGAAUGGACGAUUUGUAAUAUUAUGUUUUAGGCUGAUUCUCGUUUACAUUUUACAAGAUUAUUUUACUAUCAUGAUGGUGUACUAAUCAUAACUAUUUCUUGUCUAUAAACUUUUUGAAACUUUUA